CGUAAUCCAACGCACGGAACCGGACACAUUGACGUUCACAGCUGUCGAUAAUAACAACACGAGCGACGGACGAGGACGAAGGACCAGCAUAUGUUAAAGCUCAAAGUAUGUGGCUGCAGUUGAAGGAAUAAUAGAAUCCUCUGUUGGAUUCACCAAACUUCUGUUCUAGGAAAUCCACAGAUUUUACAUCCACAAUGGAGGAAGUUUUGGAGCAGUUGAUUAAGGAGACUUCAUCCAAUAAGCACAGCCACAUCAAGGAAGUAUGCCAGGAAGCCUCAGACUUGCUGGAGUCCCAGACUGGCUUGCUGCGGUCACCACCUCAUGAACUGAGGGAAAUAUGCCUGAAAGCAUUGCAGCUCGCCUUGGAAACUAGAAUAUCGAAGCUUGUUACUCUGGCUACAUCAGGAUUCUAUAAGCUGCUACGUGAUACACAGUUUCACAGUGGUUACGAAGAGGAUGACGAGACCACUUGGCUACCAUCACAGUUAUUGGCAGCUGUUCAGAGUCUGCCACUUCAUACAGAAGACAAUCAGGUGGAAUUGCUGAAGGUGCUGCUGAAUAUGAGCUGUGUUCCUGGCAUUAUUCUGUCUGGCCAGAUAGUGACACAGAUAGUUGGAGUGUGUGGCUUGGCAUAUGGCAGAGGAGGUGCUCCCUUGAGAACUGCCGCUCAGUCUGCUGCCUCCCAAGCAAUAUCCCAUCUGGUUAAGCAACUCCGAGAGGAAAGCUGCGAACAAGAGAAUAUUCUGCAAAAGAAACUUGGAAAGGAUGUGGAAGAAAAGAAUGGGGAGGACGAGAAUGAGGAGGAAGAGUCGGAAUACAUUGCCCCUGCUUAUGAUGAGAUCGUGCCUGUCAUCAAUCUCAUCGCCGAGAAAUUGGUCGAAGCAAAUAAGAAUCAAGAAGAUAAAAAAGGCCCAGAAAUUCCAGCUCUGUUUCUCCUUGAAUGUGCGAACACCUUGCUGAGUCGACUGUCUCUGCCAGAGACCUUAACGUCUGUAGAAAGAUCCACGUCAACUCACCCAGUUUCAUCAGCACUGAGAGGUCCUCCAGCAUAUUGCUCGACUCUUCUUAUUGGCGUGCUCUGGCAAAGGCUUUGUCCUGCACUUGUGGCAUUGCUAGGGUCUCCCGUGUCACAGCGCUUGGCUCGCGCCUCUGGAAGGACUGAGGGACAGAUGGGUCGUGGAUCAGGUUGUUUAGCUCAUCCUGGUCCAUUGUUUAAUAAUCAUCAAGCAAGAGCUAUAUAUAGUGUUGCAUGUGGUCUUGUGGUAACAAUGGGUAGCAUUGGAGAAAUGAGGCCUGUCUUAGAAAGUGUUUUUCACAGAAUGCUAUUAUAUCCACCCCCGCAAUGUCGCUUAGAUGCAUUGAAAGCUAUUGCUGAGUUACUAGGCAGUCCUGCUAAGCUGGUGCAACUUGCUGGACCCAUCCUGCAUAUGGAUCCCAGGAAUCCUCACCAAAAUGACUUAGCUCUAUUCAGACUUCCAGGUCCUUUAACAUAUGAAAACAAGAGCAAGCUUCCCAAGUAUGAAACCUUUGAAAAUCUCAAGCCCUCUUCAGAAUCUGUCACGUCAGAUUCUCUCUCCCAACAAAUUGACGACGUGGACGAGGAGGAAGAAACCUCCGUUGAAAAUGCAGAAGGGAAAGGAAAUGAGGAGACAACAGCUGGCACUGAACAAGAAGAUGGAGGUGCAAGUGACAAAGAAAUCAAAGAAGAAUUGGGUGACCCAGACGGCAAAGAAAAACCUGUUAAAAAGCAGCGGUCUCGAGUCAAGAAGAGUUCGAGCGUUGAGGGCGAAGACUCGGAUGAAUCUGGUGACACAGAAGGUCCUGAGUUUGAGGACGACGACCAAGGGAGGGAAGAGCUUGACCAGUACUCAGAAGAAGCUGAACAGCAGCGUGAAGAACAGGAGGCUCUGAGACUCCACCGCUUGAAUGAGACACUACAGUCAGUGACAAACCUUCGACAUGUUGUGGACGAGGAAGCAGAGAGGGAGUGCGAAAAUGCUCGUCACUUCACUACCACUCUCUGUGCCCUCUUGCCCUCCCUCCUGGCUGUUCGUAGUACGAUUGAGGUGGAUGAAGCCAUGUUGGAGUUUUCAGCAAAAUAUUGUGAAGGGGUUUUUAGCUUAACAAGCACAGAGCACGGGCAGCACAUAAUCAUAAAUGCUGAUGGAAUCUACUUAGCAACAUAUUCAGUUCUCUCUCUGAACUUAAAGCUGAUCAGAGGUGGAAAUUAUUGUGAUCCUAACCUGCCACAUCCAAUGACUCAGGAACAGUUCAUAGAUCAAGUGCAUGGCAGUGGUGUUCUGGUGUAUCUCUCGUCCGCCUGGCUCGGGGAAGUCUAUCGCCAGGUGGUGAGGGACAGCUUCCUUCAGAGAGCUGGCUACUCGCCACAUUCUACUCACAAUUGUGCUCUUAUCAACUUACUAACAGAUCUGGAAAAUGGCAUGAGAUGCUACCUUAGGCAUGACGUUGAUUUAGAUGGACUUGGUAGCAGUGAGCAAAAGAGUCAGCUGUUGUCUGAUCAUAGACGCCUGGAAAAAGCUGCAGCCAACAUUACGCACACACCACAAGUCCUUGCAGGGAUGAAGCUGUGUCGUCGUAUUGUAACGUGUUGCUGGGAGAGUGUUGUGGGUGUUUUAGGAGCAGUCCUGGGAGGAGUGGGUGGAGGAGGACUCACUGGCCCUUUGCGUCACCUUUUGGGAGGAGAAGGAGCCAGAGAAGAGUCAAGGAGAGCACAGGACCUAUUAGCACAAUGUCUAAAUGCUCUGCAGUCAGCGGCUAGAUUGGCUAAUAUAUUGGGACUCCAGAGUCGAUGCGGUGUCGUGUUUUCCCUUCUGUCAUCAGCCUGCCUGCCGAAUGAUGACCGCAAUCCAGUUAGCACACCCAAGCGCCAUAGCCUAAGAUCUCCCGCAUUUUCUAAGAAGAUUCAGCGACUCCAUACAGCACACUUACUGUCCUUACAUGUGAUGAUGUCAUCAGGUUUAGAGCUUGGUUCUCAUGCAUCCGAUUGUUGGACACACAUUUUUAAUAAACAGCAGUCAUGUUUGCACAUAGUGACAAGCAGGGCCAAAAGACUCCAGAGUCGAUGCGGUGUCGUGUUUUCCCUUCUGUCAUCAGCCUGCCUGCCGAAUGAUGACCGCAAUCCAGUUAGCACACCCAAGCGCCAUAGCCUAAGAUCUCCUGCAUUUUCUAAGAAGAUUCAGCGACUCCAUACAGCACACUUACUUUCUUUACAUGUGAUGAUGUCAUCAGGUUUAGAGCUUGGACUCCAGAGUCGAUGUGGUGUCGUGUUUUCCCUUCUGUCAUCAGCCUGCCUGCCGAGUGAUGACCGCAAUCCAGUUAGCACACCCAAGCGCCAUAGCCUAAGAUCUCCUGCAUUUUCUAAGAAGAUUCAGAGACUCCAUACAGCACACUUACUUUCUUUACAUGUGAUGAUGUCAUCAGGUUUAGAGCUUGGUUCUCAUGCAUCUGAUUGUUGGACACACAUCUUUAAAUGCUGCGUAUAUCUGUCAGAACUUGAGCACCAAUUCUUCAGCCACACCAGUGGGUACCAGUCAUUCCCUCCCAGAUUUGCUCCGCCAUCAAUGAACAGUGACAAAUCAGGACACUCUACCUCUGAUGACAUGUUUAGUGAGGAUCCAUACCAUUAUAUCGUGCCCAUGUCGCCACUGGCCCCAAGCAUGAACGUGGAAGAAUUGAUCCGAGAAAGUCAGAGUGAUAUAAGUAACACUGGCUUCCUCUCACCGCAAGACACUGGGAAAGCAAUAUGUGCUCUCACACAGAUGGUUGACAGGUUGUUUGAUGAUGCCUCGACCAAGCUAAACAUGGCUUCUUUAGUCAGCUUCUUGGCUGAGCUGUGUGCUGCAUCUCAGGCACAACUAUUCUCCAGAAUGACUCCUCAGACACCUAAAAAGGGCCUGAUGAAAUGGCCAAGAAAGACUAUGGGAGGUACAGGAGCAGAGCUGGGCAAAGGCAAGGGUGGAGAUAUACUCCUGCUUCACCGACUUGCUGAAGUCAUGCUCCGUGCUGUCCGAUCUGGCCGUCCACUUCUCCAUAUCAUGCGAGCUUGGGCCGUUGCUGGUCCCCACUUUAUGGAGGCAGCAUGUCAUAAGGACGGGGCAGUUAGCAAGAGGGCAGUCAGUUCUAUACAUGACAUAGUAAAUGCCAUAUUGAGCAACCAGUCAGAGCUUCCUCAUUUUCACUUCAAUGAGGCAUUAUUCAAGCCAUUUGAAAACCUCUUAUGUUUAGAACUCUGUGAUGCUGAUAUACAAGACCAGAUUAUAAGCAGUAUUUGUGAGUUUGUAGAAAGCUGCACUCCAGAGAUAAGGUCAGGGUGGAGGCCAUUGUUUGGUGCCCUGCGCUGUGUUCGACCCCCGAGUGCCCUGCCUUCACCCUCAGUGCCAGGAGGGCUGCCUGGAGUCAACAACACAUGCGAUAGUAUGGGACACCUGCAUGUUGUGCGAGAUGUGUUUGAAGCAUUCUUGGCAACAGAUAAUGUGCUGGUGUUUGCAAAUGCUGCACUGGAUUGUGUUCUGUGCCUCCUGAAGCAUGUGAAAGGUUCAGGUGAAGAGGAAAGUAGUGAUGAAACGGUGGUUGGAUGGGACGAACUUGUGGGAGGUGACUUAUGCCUUGAUGCCCUCCGCUACCUGCAUCGCUGUGCUGCUAUUCUUGCCUCGAUGUACCAGAUGCCAGCAUGUCCUGUCUUCCAUGCUGCUCACAGGAUCACAGUGAAUAUGCCCCCACAGCUUGUAGACCCACAUCUGCCUAACAUUGAUGAAAAUCUACUUGGAUCACUACUUAAUGAAAUAGCUGGCAUGGAAGUGAAGAAGGUUUCAUAUCAAGCACUGUGGCCUUCUGCAAGUAAUCAAGAAGUGACCCUGAUGAUGCUGGACCAUAGCAGUGGGAUCCUACAGGUGUGGUAUCUCCUCCUUGAAGGAUUGGCAGGGGCUACCAUGACCUGCCCUAGACGGUACCAGCCCCAGGCGCUUGAUACACUCUUCACCCUUUUGCGUAGUCUACCAGACUGUCCUGGCCCUAUGUUUGGGAUGUAUUGUGUGAACCACUUGUUGUUACCACUGAUGCAGGGAUGGCUAAGGAGAUCGUAUACUCUUCCAUCCAACAGUUGGGAUUUCACUGCAUCAUUCAAGCAGUACACUGGGUUGACAUCAGACCUUGUUGUGGAGUACCUCUCAAAAUUAGCUAAUAAAGGUGUUUUGUCGGAGACUCCUGGAGCAUUGUUGAUGUUGCAGCAGUGUUUGCUGGUACUUGUGGAGUGCAUUACUCAUCCCAGUGAAACAAUAUCAAGACUAGGAUGUGCAUGUAUUAGACACGUGAUCAGCAGUUGUGGUGAACAUUUACCUCCAGAAUACUGGGAUGUUGUGGUCUGUGGCUUGCACCGUUCUUGCAUGGUCUCACUGUACCCCCUGUAUCAGCUGAUGAAUCUCUUUCACCCCGAAUCUCCCAAUUUCUAUGGCGAUGUGGGUCAAGUGAAGGUAGCAGCUCGAAGAGACUGCACUGGGAAAGACAGUGAUCGUCUGAGACAACUCUCUCAUCAGGUAUUCUUGUUAGAUACACAGAGAAGCAAUAUAUCUGCUGCGGUAGAUAACCCAGACGCUGAGGAUCGCUCAUUCAUAUUCCUGCUGUACCCUGAGGACCAUGGACAUGCCAAUGUUUUGCAUAGCUGUAGUUUUGAGGCAAAUGACGAAGAGGAACCAGUUCGAGUACCUUUCAGGACGUUGAUUGUCGGCCUCCUUGCACAUCAGAUUCUCCUCCAGACACUAGGGUCUUUCUUGGUUCAGGGUUCUCCUCAUAUCAUACCAAGUUUGGCAAAUGUAAUCCUGCAAGGCAUGGGCUUCUCGAAAACCGAGAGUGAGGAUGGGAGGGUUGCGGAGAGUGAAGGAAAGGUUCCUGGAUUUCUUCGCUUCAUGAGACCAGAUCAUAUACAAAUUUUGAUGGACGCUCUUCAGCAGUCCUACACUGCAGCUGUUGAAUUUGACCGCCGUCCAGGGCUUAAAUUUUUGAUCCAGAAAGUUGCACAAGCUGAGAGAGCAGCAAAUUUGUACAAGCAAGCGGGAGCCAGCUGGACACUUCGGAUGGUGACACUCUUUGACCUAACACUCUCCCAGGUAAAGCAUGGGUUAGGGUUAAAUGAAGUCAAAGAAGUGCUUGAAAAAGAUGUUAGAGCAAAGAAUACACUCAAGGGACAAGACGACAAAGAGGAAGAAACCGAAGGAUCUCAGGACAACAAGAUAUUACAAAGACCAACACAGCUGUUGAAAGAUGAUACAAUACAGUAUAUUCAGAUGUUAAGAGCUUCAUUCACAGAACUUUGUGAGGUGUAUUUAGAUCUGGUCAUCGACAAAGAUGGACAUUACUCGGCUGUCGACAAAAUAAACGACCAGCCGAUAUUCUUCCUCACUGUACAGCCAGACGAGUUUCCUACCGCUCACCGCAAGAGCUUGGCACAGUGGACUAAAAGCUUGGAAGAAUUUAAUAAGCAGUAUAUCAAGGGAAAAUCAAAGGACUCGGAGGUGAAUGAAGAUGACAGUGAACUCAUGUCAGGAACCAUGACUAUUGGUGCUGGCCCUAAUAGCACAUCCUUGCCAGGUAACCAUCCCAAAAAGGCACAGGAGCAAAAUGAAGUCCGUCCCUUUACUCUGGCUGACUUUGCUCGAGAAUAUUCUUCCGAUUCUGAAGACUCCGAGUCGCCAGAAUUUGCUGAAACUAUUGACUCUGGCGUUGCAAGUUUGGCAGAUGGGCACCAGAGCAUAUAUAGAGUGGCCACCGAGCGGGACAUAGCCACUUUGAUGACGGAUUAUAGGAGACGAAAGAACCAGCAUUCACUUCCUUCCAUGCAUAGAGAGAAGAGAUCAAAUCCCUUUUUGGAAAGAAAACCAAGCAGGCCAGCUGAUCCUGUGCCGCAGGAAAUAGAGGAGCAAAGAACUAAUAGCUUAAUGAAGGACAGUGAAGCUCACCUGAAAGUGUGGACAGAGAUGGUUGUGACUGUAUUUGACCUCAUCAGUCAGCUGAGUGAUUCUGAGCUGCGUCCACUGCUGCCUCUCCUUUUCCCUACUGUGCGAUCCCUAACAGCACAUGCGCACGACCCCCAUCUGCGGCAGGUGGUGGCAGAGCUCCUCACCAGAGUUGCAAAUUUGUAUGGCUUUAGUCCAGCUGAGUAAUGUAUCCGUUACUCACAGAAGACAGAACAAAACCCAAAAAAAAAUAAUGAUAAUAAUGAUAAUAAUAAUAACAAAAUGGUACUGUUUCCAGACACAGUAAAGUGUCAUAUUUCAGUGUUCUAAAAUAUAUGGUACUAAAUAAAGUGUGAAUAUCAAAUUUAUUUUAUCACAUAGCUUUAGUGGCUUUUUAAGAAAACUGUUGUAUCAUAAUCUCCUGUGGUUGGUGUUUAAUUUAUUCUUUCAGAAAGUUUUAAACCAUUAAAAUCACCAUUAUGCAAAACAGUUCUGUUUAUCAGAUUUAGUGUGGACUUUCCAGUUGUGAUUAAUGUCAGUCAUUUUCAGUUGUACCUGCUUCACACACAAAAAGUAAAUAUAUCUAUUUUUUUCUCUCUUUAUUUCCUUUUUUUCUUUCCUGUUCUUUUUUUUACAAGAAGUUAAUUAAUUUUUUGAUGAAUAUGAAUUCUGUAUGAUUGAAAGAAGCUGAAAGUUUAUCCUGUAUAUGUUAAUUAUUAAUAUUUCAAAACUGUUUACCAGGUGAUAGUGAAUGUUGUGAUAUUUUAGUAGAACUUUGCAUACACCUAUAUGCUAAUUGUUGUUACUAAACCAACAUUAAUCUACAUGAUUUAACAAAACACAGAAUUGUUGAUACAAUGGCAGAAAUACCCACUAGAUCUAUUUUGUGUAAUGUGAUUUUUUCUGCCAUUAAUCUAAAUGUGAAAAGAAUUAGGCUGUAGUAGAAGUAGGGCAUUAUUGUUGCUAUGUUAUUAUGACAAUUUUUUCUCUCAUUCUCACUUUCUCUCUCUACUUUUCCUCUCAUUAGUAUUCAUGAUGUCUUUCUUCCGCAAACCAACUAAUAUUGUAUUAAAGGGCUUAUCAGGUUUGAGUGUGAUAGUGUCAUUUACAUAUUAUCAUAAGUGGUUGUAGUGGAUUUGCUCAUGGAUGUUUGCACGUACGAGUCACUUCAGGCAUGUAGGAAAAUACAUAAAACUUAACGUGAGAAUCAGCUGGAAUAUCUGAUGUGUUACACUGACACAUUUGAUUAAAUUGUGGGUGUAAGAGAUCUUCUAAAGAUGCUAUUUUUGAUUGAUUUGUCAAGUCAUUUUCACAUAAUGAUAAACAGACCUGUAAUGCAAUUUUGCUGGACUUUGUUUGCAUCUGCCAGCUAUUAACUCCUUAUAUCUGAGGCAACUGUCACCCAAUAACCCCUCAUAUAGAAGAAACCCAAACAUGGUCGUUAAUGCUAUACGGGUGACACGGUUGAAAAGGUUAAGAGCAAAGGCAGAAGGAAAACCAGCCUUUAGGUUGAUUUUGUUUCCACACAAAUAUAUUUAAAGAUGUUACCUUUUUAGAAACUUAUAAAACAAUUUGUGUCUAUGGAAUGGUGUAUAAUACUAGUCAUGAAAUUUAGGAUGAAUAUAUUUUUGUGCUGUUUGAUUAUUUAAUGAUAGGAAUACAUAAACUGACUUACGUCUAAUCAGUAUUGGUAAACUCCAAAAUAAUUUUCCUCUCCUCCUCUACUAUUGCUAUGAAUUUAGAAACAAGAAAAUACUAUGAAGUUGUUGUAAAGAAACUAACCUGCAUAAAAGAUCUAAAAAACUGCAUCGCAUAUGUGAAAAUAAGGAAAAAGAUAUAUUAUUGUAAUAUAUGAUGUCAA
This is a messenger RNA of Penaeus indicus, 8829 nucleotides long. Its product is annotated as brefeldin A-inhibited guanine nucleotide-exchange protein 3-like. The record is from RefSeq and is a predicted model, not a curated record. NCBI's taxonomy places the organism in Eukaryota, Metazoa, Arthropoda, Malacostraca, Decapoda, Penaeidae. Gene Ontology annotation, molecular function: guanyl-nucleotide exchange factor activity. Gene Ontology annotation, biological process: regulation of ARF protein signal transduction. The coding region runs from base 195 to 7175 and encodes 2326 amino acids. The transcript is spliced from 41 exons.